Archocentrus centrarchus (flier cichlid) is the source of this 5615-nucleotide messenger RNA. RefSeq names its product xylosyltransferase 1-like. Gene Ontology annotation, cellular component: membrane. Gene Ontology annotation, biological process: chondroitin sulfate proteoglycan biosynthetic process; heparan sulfate proteoglycan biosynthetic process. The transcript has 11 exons. Bases 24 to 2828 code for a protein of 934 amino acids. NCBI's taxonomy places the organism in Eukaryota, Metazoa, Chordata, Actinopteri, Cichliformes, Cichlidae. The record is from RefSeq and is a predicted model, not a curated record. Gene Ontology annotation, molecular function: protein xylosyltransferase activity.
CGGAAGGAGGGAGGAGGAGAAAGAUGAACGGUAACCCGUGCGCCCGCAGGCUGGCCCGGCGCUCCAAGUCCGCGCUGCUGGUCGCCGCUCUGGCCGUCCUGUUGGUCCAGACUCUCAUCGUGUGGAACUUCAGCAGCCUGGACUCUGCCGGCGGGGACGGAGGCGCCAGGGGCCGGGAGAAGAGAGAGGACCGGACCGGGGGGCUCAACAAAGCCGACGGGGAGCACCCGAGGAGGGGGCUGCAGAAGAGGGGCGACCCGCCGCCGCUGGUCGGGAAGGCGGCCGCGCGGCACCAGCUGCAGGCGGAUGUUUACCACUCCCACCGCCCCAAAGAGAAAGUUCGCCCGGACAGCAACAAUAACGAGAACUCGGUCCCCAAAGACUUUGACACCAUUGACAGCAACAGCAACCUGGGAGCGCGAUCGCAACGACAGCAAGUCCCAGUUGGGAACACAAAGCACAAGCUGGAUAAGAGCCAAGUGCAAAGCAUGCUGGGAAAAUCUGCCAACGAGGUCCUCAAGUACCCUCCCAUCCAACCGAGAGGGCUGGGCCACAGUCAGAACCACACCCACAUCCGUAAGACCCACCUGAAGCUGCCAACAGCAGCCGCACCGGCCCAGGGGUCCAAUCAGGAUUCGCCGUUCUACCAGACCAAGAAGCCCGCCUCUCCUCCGCUGCCGCCCGGUUUGGAGGUGAAGAAGGAGCACCCACAAUGCGAGAUCAGCGGGAAAGAAGCCAUUUCAGCUCUAUCCAGAGCCAAGAGCCGGGAGUGCCGGCAGCAGAUAGUGGAGGUGUACUGCAAACACAAAGAAGGAGCGCUGAUGCCAGAGAAAGUGCCUCGCUACUGCCCCUCAGAAGGUAAAGCUAACGUGAACAUACAGUGGGACGAGGACGCCUCGGACGCUUCCCCGCCUGUACGGAUCGCCUUCGUCCUGGUCGUCCACGGCCGAGCCUCCCGUCAGUUCCAGCGUCUCUUCAAAGCCAUCUACCACACCUCACACUACUACUACAUCCACGUGGACCAGAGGUCCAACUACCUCCACAGAGAGGUGGUGUCUCUGGCCAGCCGGUAUCCAAAUGUGCGGGUGACUCCCUGGAGGAUGUCCACCAUCUGGGGCGGGGCCAGCCUGUUGACCAUGUACCUACGCAGCAUGGAGGACCUCCUCAAAAUGGCCGACUGGUCCUGGGACUUCUUCAUCAAUCUCAGCGCUGCAGACUACCCCAUCAGGACCAACGAGCAGCUGGUGGCCUUCCUGUCCAAAUACCGCAGCAUGAACUUCAUCAAAUCUCACGGCAGAGACAACGCGCGUUUCAUCCGUAAACAGGGCCUCGACCGCCUCUUCUACGAGUGCGACACCCACAUGUGGCGUCUCGGAGAUCGCAAGAUCCCAGAGGGCAUUUCUGUGGACGGCGGCUCUGAUUGGUUCCUGCUCAACAGGCCCUUUGUGGAUUAUGUGGUCAACUCCAGAGACGAGCUGGUCAGCAGCAUGAAGCGCUUCUACGCCUACACACUGCUGCCCGCCGAGUCAUUCUUCCACACGGUGCUGGAGAACAGCGCCCACUGCGAGACCAUGGUGGACAACAACCUGAGGCUCACCAACUGGAACCGCAAACUGGGAUGUAAGUGCCAGUACAAGCACAUCGUGGACUGGUGCGGCUGCUCGCCAAACGACUUCAAGCCCUCGGAUCUGCCGCGCUUCCAGCAAGCUUCCAGACCCACCUUCUUUGCCCGGAAGUUUGAAGCCAGCGUCAGUCAGGAGAUCAUCAGCCAGCUGGAUGCCUACCUGUUCGGAGCGCACCCCUCCGACACAGUGGGGCUUCAGGCCUACUGGGAGAACAUCUAUGAGGAGGAGACAGAUGGACCCACUAGCCUGUCGGACUCGGCGCUCAGCCACUACCACGCCUUUGCUCGUAUGGGACUGUCCCACGCCGCCGGCUCGCUGCAGGGCCAUCGCAACGACAACAGCUGCAGGUAUGUGGCUGUGAGUCACCCGGUAUCUGUCCACCUUUACUUCCUCUCCGACCAGUACCAGGGCUACCUGGUGCAUCACGUGGCUACUAACCAAGCCUCCACCCAGUUGGAGACCCUGGAGACCUGGGUGACACUCAAAGACCACUUCACCCUGGCCAACCCCCCGCAUGCCACCAACAGGCUCCAACACAUCCAGGUGGGGACUGACUGGGAUCCUAAGGAACGUCUCUUCAGGAAUUGGGGACGUCUGCUGGGACCCGAGGACGAGCCGGUAGCCGUGCAGCGCUGGAGCCGAAGCCAGAGCAACCUCACGGCUACGAUCGUUUGGAUCGACCCCACAAACGUCAUCGCUGCCACCUACGACAUCCUGGUGGACGCCUCCGCUGAGGUCACGCACUACCGGCCGCCUCUCACCUCGCCGCUGAGGCCCGGCAUCUGGACCCUGAGGGUGCUGCACCACUGGAGCCCACUGGGCCAGACCACCUUCAUCGUAGCUCCUCUGGAGUUUCACAAACAAAGGCCCAUACAGCAAGAGGAUGCUCUGCGGCUGCACGGCGGCCCAGCCAAGAAUUCCUACAUGGAGCAGAGCUUCCACGGCCUCAACCCAGUCCUGCAGCUGCCGGUGAGCCUGGGUGCUGUCGAGGAGGCCGAGGCCAACGCCGGUCUGACAGGGCCGCCGCUGCGCCGCUGGCUGGACGGGCUGCUGGAGGGCUACUGGUCCGCCUCAGAUGUCUGCUCGAUGGGCCCCAGCGCCUGCCCGGUCAUUCAGCGCUGCCGCCUCACCGCGUGGAGCUCCGCCAGCCCCGAUCCGAAGUCUGAACUGAGCCUUCCCAGAGAGGACGGGCGGAUAAGGUAGCAGGCGGACGGGCUGAGGGAGGAAAAAUAUGAAGGAACACACAGGGCUGAUGUCCUGUUUGUGUCUGAUAUUUAUUUAUUUAAAGUCUGUGGGAGUGAACAGAGAGGACAGAUGGAGCUUCAGAGGGAACGGUUGGAAGAGACGCCGAGGAAAAUAUUCUCCUUCAGUCCUCAUUCGGUCUGCUCUCACUUUUAUUUAGGACUACAAAAGAUGUGUGUGUGCUCAAGUGAGUGAAUGAAUGUGUGUGUUAAUAAUGUCAGAAGAGCUCUAUACCUCUUGUUGUACGAGUGUCUCCCUGGCUCAAGGGUCGCAUCUUCACAUGCUGGAAACAGACAUGGUUGCUCAUUCUUUAGGCCCAUUAUUUAAAAACAGAGCCGCUUCAAGCUUUUAUUAAAGCUCCCCUUUCACAAUUAUAGUUCACACUACUGCUUUAAAAUAAAUCACAUUAAAAAAAAAAAAAACAACUUUAAAUUAACCUCUUACAAAUUUAAAAUGGACCUAUUCUGGUAAAAGCUCAUGAUCUAAAUCAGGGAUUCCCAAAGUGUGGGCUGCGGCCCCCUGGUGGCCCGCGAAGGUACUGCAAGGGGCCGCAGCAAUCACAGAAAUUCAGUUUGAAAUUACUCAAGUAUGCAUGGUUACAUAUUUAUUAUAUACAUAUUUAUUUAUAUAAAAAGUGCAUUAAAACCGGUAAUAGGAGGUGGUUAGUUUGUGAUAUUACUCAUUACUCUGGUGUAAAGUUACGGCUCUUGUAUUGAAGUUUGUGCCCGAGUGGCAGGUGGGUCACAUAUUGACAUUAGCACUUUACAUAUGACUGGGCAGCAUUAGCAAUUUAUAGCCAACAGCCUGUGUUAUGUUUUUUAAAUCAAAUUUUCAAGGAAAUCCAUCACUUUCUCUUGUAUUUUGAUGAGAGUGAAGACAGGCUGGAGCUGUUGGACGACCGGGGGUAGGGGUGGGUUUCUCAGCACUCCUGACUUCAGGAACCGCUGAUCUAAACUGUUUCACUGCUCUUGGCUCUUUAUGUCAGUGGGAGAAGAUCUCCACAACAUGCUGGGCUCAGACCCGCAGCCUGUAAUUACAUUACAGUUUAUUUUGAACUGUGAAUCAUGCAAAGCUGCUCUAAUGCAGUCCAAGAAUAAAAAUAUGGAAAUGAGCAGAACACUUUAAAGCACAGCAUCUCAUUUCUGCUGAUGGGAAUCUCGAUUAAAACAACAACAGAACCAGUUUAAUGAUUUUGUGGAGAAGCUUGGGCUCACUCGAGCAGUCUUUUUGAAUGUUUUAUGAAAAACAAAUUUUUUUUUUUUUUAUAUUAAAACUGAAUUAUGUCCUACUGAUCUGGAACGAGUUCUGUUAUUGUAUUUCAAUUUAUUUAAAAAAGGAAAAUAAGAUUAAAUAACAUCUAGAAAUAUACAAUAAUUUGUAACAUUUGUAACUAUAUUUGUAACUAUAAAUUUUUACUUUAUUUCUACAUAAAUUUCCUGUCUGUAUUAAUGAGGUCAUAGAAGCAGCUGCCAAUGAGAAUCAACUUGAAAUGGAAACCAGGCUGCAGAAAUCAGUGUUUUUCCUUCACAACCACCUUUCCACAGAUAAUGAGCCUAAAGUCGUUAUCAGCAACCACAGAUGUUCUCAUACAGAGCCAGCUGGGUGUCAGGGGAAAUUAUGAUUUAAUCCUUUAAAGUGCUAAUUUAUGGACAGAAUAUAUUUAAUUAGUUUUUUUUAUUGUUCGGGUUCUCUGUGUGAGUCAUGUUUUCUCUCUGUGCCAUGUCUGAAUCCUUCAGACUUGAAGUGAGAUGUCCGCUAUGCUGGAAGAGAUUCACCUCCUCUUUCCUUGAAUCUGCACACAUUAAAAUAAAUAAGUCUGCUGUACAAACAGCCACCUGAGUAAUUUAUUCAGAAAUUUAUAUACAUUUAUAUAACUCAUUAGUUUUUUAAAGGGAGGUGGGGCGUGUCUGUGAUCGAUUAUUUGUUUUCUGGAUUAAAGUAUCUGCCUUUGUUUCUGAAGCCUGAUGGUGAAGGUUAGCACCAGUUCGUUUUGGCCUCCUCUUUUCUGCUAAUUACAGCCAUCGUGCUACAACUAUUGUUCAGUCAGAGCUACUGUAGUCAGAUUACUUUCAUCUGUGCCCACUGAUAUUAGACAGCAUGCGUCUGUCCUUGGGGAGAGUAGCAUCAGUGAUAACAUAAGACAUUAAGUCAGGAAAAGCAUGAAAAGUGGGAACUGGGUUGCAAAGCGGCUUGCAGGCAGGCUGAAGCCACUUGGUGACUUUAAUCCAGCCAUUAUGUUUUGAAUUGCAAACCUCAGCAAAGUCGUUUCUGCCAUGUUCGCCCCCAGCGUGUGUUUUUCAUGAUGAAUGAAUCCAUGUAAAGCUGUAUUUUGUAAAAACGUAACAGUUUUUAAGUAAACGAGUAUUAAAAUGCAGAUGUUUGGACUGUGAUGGUGCCGCAGAAGUCAUGUGACUGUUUUCAAAGACCUUUCGAUGGUGAGAAAAUGUUCCUGAGAUCUUCAGAUUCUGGAGGAGAAUCCCAGCUGAGAGGGUUCGCUUUGUAGCUUCUGCUUUCACAUAUGGUCCCAGCCCGUCCUCCUGUCUCCUCUUUGUCGUCGUCUCGCUGGGAGCUGUGCUGCUGUGCCUUAGCUGUUCUCCUGUAUUUAGGAAACCCUCCUGAAAGCAUCUGAAACUCUAAUGUCCAAAAAAAACAAAACAGUAAAGACAAAGAAUUGUUGUGAAUGCCUUAUAAAUGAUCUCGGUGGUUUUGAAGUAUAAUUUUUAAAAAUAAAAACUGAAUCUCCCUUCA